Messenger RNA from Penicillium maclennaniae, 507 nucleotides. RefSeq lists its product as uncharacterized. Lineage: Eukaryota; Fungi; Ascomycota; Eurotiomycetes; Eurotiales; Aspergillaceae. The transcript is spliced from 3 exons. The coding region runs from base 1 to 507 and encodes 168 amino acids. The record is from RefSeq and is a predicted model, not a curated record.
AUGAAGCUACCAUCUUCCGGAAAUCCAACAGCAGCAAGCAGUCUAUCUUCAAUUCCUAGUCCCAUCGGAACAGGGAACUCAUCCCAGAAUGUAUCUGCCAACCCAUCUCUCGAUAUCCGCCCUCUAAAAAAGUUCAAAAUGGAAACACAGAUCCAGGCCAGAGAGCCCGAGACCUGCUUAGAAAACUCACAGUGCUUCUGGAACCACAUAUGUGUCGACGGUGUUCGCAGGGGAGCGGAUGGGCCGGAUGGGGAUAAUUGGGGUGAUAUGAGACCGGAUUCUGGAGAUAUACAGCAGUUGCUUGAUGGUGAUGAGACGGCGGCGCCCGCGAGGUUCAAGGGGCGAGAUGAAGAUUUAGAGAAGGGGGAUAUGGGUCUUGAGAGACGAGAUUUGGUUGCGGAGGCUAGGGAGUUUGAGUUGGAUGAUGGUGGUGAGGAUUUGGACGAGGAGGAUUUGGAUUCUGAGCUUAUUGAACAGGGGAAAGCUGCCUACUGGGAAGAUCACUGA